Messenger RNA from Agrilus planipennis (emerald ash borer), 1040 nucleotides. RefSeq names its product ankyrin repeat family A protein 2. Gene Ontology annotation, molecular function: protein binding. Lineage: Eukaryota; Metazoa; Arthropoda; Insecta; Coleoptera; Buprestidae. The record is from RefSeq and is a predicted model, not a curated record. The coding region runs from base 134 to 865 and encodes 243 amino acids. The transcript has 3 exons. Gene Ontology annotation, cellular component: cytoplasm; nucleus.
UGUAAAAAGCCACAUAAUCUUCAUUUUUAUAUUGUUAAUGUAAUGUAUAAAUUAAUAUAAAACUUUUUGUUAUUAAUAUUUAAACACUUGGUAGUUGGUUCACUUUGGCUAGGUAGUAAAAAUAGUUUUAGAGAUGCUGAAAGAAGACUCUGAAGAAGCAUCAAAACGUAAUAGUAACCCUGAAGCAUUACCAAAUGGCAUACCACAAGAAAGUGACGACAUUCAUCUUCCAAAUUUAAUAAACGGACCGAAAAAGUUGUCAUCGAGUUCAUGGCCUGACGGAAGUAGAAAAAGUGCUUUUCAGCCAUACAAGCAAUGUGUUCGUACAGUGUUAACCAACUUACAACGGGGUAAUACGCAAGCGGAACCACCAAUACCCCAAGAAAAAGAUGUAACGUUUCAUACUAAAGCUGGUCAGGGUGAAGUUACAGAAGCAAAUAUAAAAAACGAACAAGACGUCGACGUGUAUGAUAGCAAAGGCCUUACUGCUUUACACUGGGCUGCAGCAUAUGGGCAGAUUGCUUCUGUACAAUUAUUAGUUCAGCAUGGUGCAGAAAUAGAUAAGAUGAGUCCCGAUGGCGAGACACCUUUACUUUUGGCAGCUAAUGGGGGUCAUCACGAUGUCGUGAGACUACUGCUUAAUUAUGGUGCUAAUGUUAACCACGCUGAUGAUAUUGGAAAUACUGCUCUAAUGUAUGCCGCAAGUGGAAACCACCCUCAUACUUGCAACGAACUUCUAUUAAGGGGCGCUGAUAUCACGUUAACAAAUAAUUGCAAUGAAACUGCGUUCGAUUUAGCUAUUGCUUAUAAUAGUAACUUAGUACAAGCAGUUAUUGAAAAUUAUUUCCUUACAAUGUUUGAAUGAAUGAGGAAAAUCCUGACGCAAAAGUGAUGGGAAUGUGAUAAAUACAUAUGCAUAAUGGGAAUGGGUAAACCUGUUUAUUUAAUGCUGUAAUUAUUUGAUGUAUUUAUAUAUCAAAGUACUUUUUAUUAUGUAAUUGUCUUAUCAAUUUAUGAAAAUAAACGAAAGAUAUACAAAU